UGUUAGUACUUAGUAGUCAGUACGAAGCGCAACUCAAUCGUUAGUGGUUGCAUUGUCGGUCACGCCGUGCACGCUCUACAACAUUGAUACGAAAUUCAAAAAUCGAACAUUAAUGAACUUGUGUUUUAUAAUGACAUUAGUGGUUAAGAAACAAUGUUUAUGCAGCCAGACACUGUUCCCGGCAAACUGGACGAGGGUUUCAGUAGACCAGUGGAAUCCAUAAUGAGAUGCGAGGAUUUCAAGAGUAAUUUCGCUAGAAAAUUGUCUAAUCGGUACAUAUCGAGGCCUGUAUCGAAUCCAAGACAGGACAGCGGUUUGAAACAACGUUCAGCCGACAAAGUUCAAAAUGUACCGGAAAGAAUUGAACCGAGUCAACUUUCAAAAACUAUCACUCUUCAGAGCAAUGACGCUGCUAAACAACCUGAUAAACAAACAACAAAUUCUGAUAUAAGGAACACCGAAGUUAAUGCAUUGAACAUGGAAGUGGAAACAUUGCGAUGGCAACUAUCUCAGACUGAGUCAAACAGACAGAUGCACAUAGCAUUACUAAAACAAAUAGUAACAUUCCUGAGUCGAGUGAAGGAACACAUUGAAUGCCAAAAACCAGAAGACCUGAAGGAAUUAUCGCGAAUGCAGAGAUCAUUCAAUCUUGCCGAUUUACCUCGCUCCAGAUCAGUCCUGUAUGUGAACAAGAAUGCUGAUUACUCAUUAAGUCCCACCAAAAAGAUAAACACAAGAAAAAUAAGUAAAUCCAUAAAUAACGUUAACGGAUACAAGGAGUGCAGUGUAUGGAGUCAAUCUAAAUUAUCAUUGACAUCUGAAACAGAAACUGCGCAGAAAUUGACCGAGGAAAUGUCUAGAUUGAUUACUCUUGCCAAUACCGUACUGAGCACAAAAUUGCCAGAUUUAGCUUGCACGUGUAGUAAUACUGACAUAAGUGGAAAAAACCAGGAUAUUGUUGAAGCUAGGCGUGACAAGAACGUUUCUACUGCCUCGCUAGAUCUCAUUGAAGAAAACGCAACUGCAUAUCUAUUGAACACAAUUUGUGAUAACGAAGACAACUAUCAAACAAUUUCGAACAAAUAUCUAGAAGCAAAAGAUAAGAUCAACCCUGAUUUCAUUGACAUGCCAUCUUCUGUAACAUGUGGGUUAGAAAAUAAUUUCACAAAUAUUAAAAUAGAUGAACAAGUUCCAAAGUCGGGCGUGUUAAAUGGAAAACUUGAUAAAUCAGUUGAUAAAACAAACGAAUAUAAUAAUGCUGUCAAUUUUAUGGAGGACGAAAGUGGAUUCUCCUCGAUGAGUUCAUUCCAAGAGAUUGGUAUACCCAUUAUUAGUAUUAUACCACCGUCGCCUUGCAAAGAAGUAGGCUAUCAUUUAGAGGAGUUCACGGAUAUUCUGAAUCAAGCAGAAAAGUGGAAGAACGAUUCUGUAGAGUUAGACAAACAAACUGUUAAAGUGUUUUGGGUUUGAUUUAAAUGGUACAAAUUAUACAGGGUCUAACACAGUCGGUGGAUGAACCUCUUCCUCUUUACAGCUCAUAUGUAUCACAAGACUACCAUUUUUUCAAACAAGUGCAUUAAUUAGGGCUGAAAGAUUAGGUAUGGAAUAGAGCGCGGGAUGUCGAGCAAAGCGGGAGGUUUCUGUGCCUACAUUAUUUUAGCCCCGCAUCAAAUGAAAAUGAAAUAUUGUAUCAGCUAAAUAUUAAACGAAAAA
Manduca sexta (tobacco hornworm) is the source of this 1713-nucleotide messenger RNA. RefSeq lists its product as uncharacterized. The coding region runs from base 154 to 1470 and encodes 438 amino acids. The transcript has 4 exons. The record is from RefSeq and is a predicted model, not a curated record. NCBI's taxonomy places the organism in Eukaryota, Metazoa, Arthropoda, Insecta, Lepidoptera, Sphingidae.